Messenger RNA from Linum trigynum, 1014 nucleotides. NCBI's taxonomy places the organism in Eukaryota, Viridiplantae, Streptophyta, Magnoliopsida, Malpighiales, Linaceae. The record is from the annotation of a GenBank genome assembly.
AUGGCGAUUGCCUAUGACGAUUACUACCCUUCUGUUAUAGCAGUUGCUUAUGGCGAUUACUUCCUUCGCCUCUCUUCUUCAUUCUGGUAUUCCCAUGGUUGGGGAGAUAUGGCAGUUUGGCCAUCUACGCGCUUUGGGCGUGCUUAUCCUCGGCGAUUAUGUUUUCUCAACCGCACUCUGGUGGUUAUGUUAUUUUCAUCUUCAUCGCCAAUUUCGGCCACCCGAGCAGUUAUUCGCACAUCAUCCCUAUCCUCGAUGUCGAUCUUCUUCUACGGCAGUUUACUUGGCGGUUGCCUCUGUUUCUACUUCUAUAUCAGAGUGCGCCUCUUUCAUGUCUUUCAUCGUUCACUUCUGCUAUUGCCCAUUCACCCUUUGUACAUGAUCAUGGCUUCCUCUAGCAAUGUUCCGUCUGAGGCUGAUAUUGUUGUUCGUGUCUCUGGUGCUAACAAGGAGAUUUCGGAACGGCGUGCUACUCUGAGUCUUGUUGCUCGCAUCUUUGAUCCCCAACCGCCCAAUCAUCUGGUUAUUCAACAGAUUCUUAGCAAACUUUGGGGCCUCACGGUGGGUCUCGUUGUGUUCGAGGCUGGCUUCGGUUUGUUCAGGAUCGUCUUCCCGACUAAGUCUGAUCGUGAUCGGGCUUUGGCAAAGCAACCUUGGCCUUUCCGGAAAUACUUACUCAAUCUUCAGGCAUGGGAACCCCCGACUCAGGCGCUGUAUGAUCGUAUGGCAUCCAUGUCAUUCUGGGUGCAGCUUAAGGGUGUCCCUCAUGAUUUUUGCACUAUUGACUUCGGCCAGGAGUUAAUGCAGCAAUUGGGGGAGAUUUUGGAUGUGGGCAUUUUUGGCUCCCGUACUUCUGCUGGAUAUUUCCUCAAAGUCAAGAUACUGCUGGAUGUUACUCUCUCUUUUCGUGGGAGACUGAUGGCUGAUUCAGGGGAGUCUUCUUCUCCGGGAGUUGCUAGCCGGUUCUGGGUGUAUUUAUGCUAUGAACGACUUCCCCCGGUUUGUUAUCGCUGA